Molecule: messenger RNA, 5156 nt
Organism: Bufo bufo (common toad)
Lineage: Eukaryota; Metazoa; Chordata; Amphibia; Anura; Bufonidae
Gene: ADCY5
Product: adenylate cyclase 5
Exons: 21
Coding region: 720-4295 (1191 amino acids)
Biological process (GO): adenylate cyclase-inhibiting G protein-coupled receptor signaling pathway; adenylate cyclase-activating G protein-coupled receptor signaling pathway; cAMP biosynthetic process
Cellular component (GO): plasma membrane
Molecular function (GO): adenylate cyclase activity
Source: RefSeq, a predicted model, not a curated record
ACAGAGGACGGAGCGGGAUCCGGAGCUGCGCGGGUUCUGGGUCGGCAAUUCUGGGCUGGAAUUCAGGAUCUGAGGGCUCUCUGGGGCCCCUCCUGGUGGUGCUAGGCCCGUGGGGGAGGCAGACAGAAGCAUGGAGGCCGGAGGCUGAGGGUGACUCCUUCCAGGGGGAAUGGGCAGGAUUGAGGACAUCCAUGCAGGCUCCUGCCCUCCUGACACUGAGGCACCACAUCUACCACUCUGCUGAUAGCACCAGGACAAGGACUCCCAUCAUCCGUGCUGCUGCUGAUCCCGCUCUCCGGCAUGCCUGGUCCUGACAUCCCAGCUGGAUCACGCUGAGCCUGGUAACGAAGGGUUAAUCCAUGCCCCCUGGCAGCGCUGUCUAGGGGUGAUGGCUCUGGACCGGCGCCCAUCGCAGAUCUGAGGGUGACUCUGGAUUUACCCCUUGUCAUCGGAGGAUCGGGCAGAGCGCUGCACCGUCUUCUCCAUAUUGGAUUAUUGUAAUUGGAUCUGGAGCCACAGGUGACCAUGGGAGGAGCGACCCCGCUCAACCUGGAGACCCCCCUGCACCAGUGACAUGAGGCCGCCGUGCCCCCCACAACCCUGCAUUCCACUCUGUUUUUUUUCUGAUAUUUUGGGAUCACAUGACGCGUUUUGGAUUUUCUUCUCCCUUGUGGCAUGGCGUGACCUGGCGACCAGUGGACUUCUCGUAGUGAGGGGACAUGUCUAGGUCAAACAGCGUCAGCCCACCGGGAUUUGGGGCCCCCGCGUUACGGGCAGGUGCUGAGCACCGAUCAGCUUGGGUCGAGGCUGAGACCAGGGCCAAUGGGUACCCCUACUCCAGCCGCUCCUCUAGAAAGAAGACCUCACGGAUGAUGGGACUGUGGAGGAGCGAGGAAGACUAUGAGCCUCAGCCGGGGAGGAACCCCCUGCCGGACAAUAAAGUGGGCUUCAGAUCCAAGUCGGCUUGGCAGGAGCACGGCGAGGAGAGCAGGAACAACAACAAGCCCUUCCAGAAAGGCCCCGAGGGGGAGCUGAGACCCAAAUCAGUGGAGCUUGGUUUGGAUGAGAAAUUGGGCAAAGGUAAGGGAGACGGGCCGGAGGAUGGGUCGGAGUUCCACUUCUCCAUGGGGGUCUGCUUUACCGAUGUCCUGCAGAUCUUCCGCUCCAAGAAGUUCCAGUCGGAUAAGCUGGAGAAGCUCUACCAGCGCUACUUCUUCAGGCUGAACCAGAGCAGCCUCACCAUGCUGAUGUCCGUGCUGAUCCUCCUGUGCCUGGUGAUGCUCGCCUUCCACUGCUUCCAGCUGCUCUACCAGGUGCCUUACGUGGUCGUCCUGUGUGUGGCCAUGCUGAUCAUUCUAGUGCUCAUAGGAGUAUGCAACAGAAACGACUUCCACCAGGACUACAUGUGGCUGGCCUGUUACACCGUCAUCAUCGUCAUCUUCAUGGUCCAGGUGGUGUGCGUCCUGAUGGUGCGGCCGCGGAGUGCCUCCGAUGGGAUCUGGUGGACCGUGUUCUUCAUCUACACCAUCUACACUCUGCUUCCAGUGCGGAUGAGAGCGGCGGUUCUCAGCGGGAUUAUUUUAUCUGCCGCUCAUCUCACCAUCUCCCUAAAGAUCAACGAGGGUGACACGUUCCUGGUCAAGCAGGUGGUGUCCAACAUCCUCAUCUUCUUGUGCACGAAUAUUGUUGGUAUUUGCACGCACUAUCCGGCGGAGGUGUCCCAGAGACAGGCGUUCCAGGAGACGAGGGAAUGCAUCCAGGCUCGACUUCACUCCCAGCGAGAGAACCAGCAGCAGGAGCGACUCCUCUUGUCUGUUCUGCCGCGCCAUGUUGCUAUGGAGAUGAAGGCCGACAUUAACGCCAAGCAGGAAGAUAUGAUGUUCCACAAAAUCUACAUACAGAAGCACGACAACGUGAGCAUCCUCUUUGCUGACAUUGAGGGAUUCACCAGUCUCGCCUCCCAGUGCACCGCGCAGGAACUGGUCAUGACCCUGAAUGAACUCUUUGCCCGAUUCGACAAACUGGCGGCUGAGAACCACUGUCUGCGGAUCAAGAUCCUGGGCGACUGCUAUUACUGCGUCUCGGGGCUGCCGGAAGCCCGCGCGGACCAUGCCCACUGCUGCGUGGAGAUGGGUCUGGAUAUGAUUGAGGCGAUCUCGCUGGUGAGAGAAGUGACAGGCGUCAACGUCAACAUGCGAGUAGGAAUCCACAGCGGCCGCGUGCACUGCGGCGUCCUGGGGCUGCGGAAGUGGCAGUUUGAUGUGUGGUCCAAUGAUGUCACCCUGGCCAAUCACAUGGAAGCCGGGGGCAAAGCCGGCCGCAUUCACAUCACGAAGGCGACUCUGAAUUACCUGAACGGAGAUUACGAGGUGGAGCCCGGCGCCGGCGGCGAACGCAACGCCUACCUGAAGAAGCACAACAUAGAGACCUUCCUGAUCGUCCGCUGCAGCGAGAAGAGGAAAGAAGAAAAGGCGAUGAUUGCGAAGAUGAACCGCCAGAGGGCCAACUCUAUUGGGCACAACCCGCCGCACUGGGGCGUGGAGCGCAACUUCUACAACCACCUGGGAACCAACCAAGUGUCUAAGGAGAUGAAGAGGAUGGGAUUUGAAGAUCCAAAAGACAAGAACAUCCAGGAGAACAUGAACCCUGAAGAUGAAGUGGACGAAUUUUUGGGUCGCGCAAUUGAUGCUCGAAGUAUUGACCGACUGCGCUCAGAACACGUUCGGAAGAUUCUGCUGACUUUCCGUGAACCAGACCUGGAGAAAAAGUACUCCAAGCAGGUGGAUGAUCGGUUUGGGGCAUAUGUUGCGUGCGCAUUUAUCGUCUUCCUCUUCAUCUGUUUCGUGCAGAUCAUCGUUAUUCCACACUCUACUUUCAUGCUCGGCUUCUAUCUCGCCUGCUUCCUCGUCCUCAUCCUUGUGCUGAGCGUCUCCUUGAUAUACUCUUGUAUCAGGCUCUUUCCAUCUCCGCUCCAGACUUUAUCAAAAAAGAUUGUGCAGUCUCGGAUUAACAGCACGGCAGUGGGAGUCUUCACCAUCAUCCUCGUCUUCCUUUCUUCCUUUAUUAACAUGUUCGUGUGCAGCAGUACGGACCUGAGGAGCUGCCUUGCUGCCGAGUACAACGUCCCCCUGAACAACGUGACACCGUGUCUGGUCAGGAACUCAGCCCUGAACUACAGCUUGUCUACCAAGAGUGGAUUCUGUGGGGACCCGGCCCCCAGCUGCAACUUCCCAGAGUAUUUCACCUCCUGCGUCCUGCUGAGCCUCCUCGCCUGCUCCGUCUUCCUCCAGAUCAGCAGCAUUGGGAAGCUCGUUCUGAUGCUGAUCAUCGACUUUGUCUACGUCAUUAUUGUGGAGAUCCCACAGGUGGUGGUCUUCAACAACGCAGAUCUGCUCGUGGCAGCCAAUGGCAUUGAAUUAUCCAACUCCACAAUGAACUGCACGGACGGCGUUCCCAGAGUCACCCUGAAGAUCGCCACCCCAGUGAUCAUCAGCGUAUUCGUGCUGGCGCUCUACCUCCACGCGCAGCAGGUGGAGUCCACGGCCAGGUUGGACUUUCUGUGGAAGCUUCAGGCCACCGAGGAGAAGGAGGAGAUGGAGGAGCUGCAGGCCUACAACCGCCGUCUCCUGCACAACAUUCUCCCCAAGGACGUGGCGGCGCACUUCCUGGCGCGGGAGCGGCGUAACGAUGAGCUCUACUACCAGUCCUGCGAGUGCGUGGCCGUCAUGUUCGCUUCCAUCAGCAACUUCUCCGAAUUCUACGUGGAGCUGGAGGCCAACAACGAGGGCGUGGAGUGUCUGCGGCUGCUCAACGAGAUCAUCGCCGACUUUGAUGAGAUCAUCAGUGAGGACGAGUUUCGGCAGCUGGAGAAGAUCAAGACCAUCGGCAGCACGUACAUGGCGGCCUCAGGACUGAAUGACACGACUUACGACAAGGUCGGGAAGACGCACAUCAAGGCGCUGGCGGAUUACGCAAUGAGACUGAUGGAUCAAAUGAAAUACAUCAACGAGCAUUCAUUCAACAACUUCCAGAUGAAGAUCGGACUGAACAUCGGACCCGUGGUUGCUGGUGUCAUAGGAGCUCGUAAACCCCAGUAUGAUAUUUGGGGGAACACGGUAAACGUGGCGAGUCGCAUGGACAGCACGGGCGUCCCUGAGCGGAUUCAGGUCACAGCCGAUCUCCAGCAGGUCCUGGCCGCCUGUAACUACUCGCUGGAGUGCCGGGGGGUGGUCAAAGUGAAAGGAAAAGGGGAGAUGACCACCUAUUUUCUAAAUGAAGGACCCUCUAGCAGUUAGCGGGAGAAGCUCAGUGACCACCAUGCACCAAGACAUGUGCAACCUACCCGCCGGCGAGGAGCCAACGCAGCUGCGCGCCGCCACUUGAACCAGGGGCUCCGGCCGGGUGUUUGACCAAAGAUAACGCUCACGAACGUGAGAACUCCAGAGCGGGGAGACGAGCGCGGGACAGACAUAUAUUUAUUGAUUCACUGAUUUCCUCUAUGAAGGAAGGAAUGUAUUAUGGUACCAGACCGACGGCAAUGUACAUGGCUCACUCGUAAAGGACUGAAAUGCGUCAGAACCGUCCUGUGGCCUUUCCCUUGUGACCCUAGCGGCCACCAGACCCCGUUCUAUGGGCUUCUCUUGGUACCUGAUACCAGCUAUGGCAGGAGCCCGAUAUCUCCAUACUGGCACAGCGGGAGGCACACAGAUCCUGCUCCACAGGCGGCCUCCUCCCCGCGGCGGGUGACAGACACCGCAAGAUCUGAACCUUUUGUAAUUUUAUUUUGUAAUAUUUUAGCGCAGAGAAAAAAAAAGCACAGAUGAUAUAUUUUGUAAAUUCUAUACAAAAGCCGACGCCGCGCGAACCGAGCACACGCCGCGUUUUCUGUAAAAUCGCUUCUCAUUAACUUCAUUUUCUGCAUUUCUCUCGUUCCAGACCCGGCAGUUUUACUGGUAGCGAAAUAUACAGCAGAACCCACGUGUGCAUAAAAUCCACCGUAUACAGCAGAACACACGUGUGCAUAAAAACCGCCAUAUACAGCAGAACCCACGUGUGCAUAAAAAUCCACCAUAUACAGCAGAACCCACGUGUGCAUAAAAACCGCCAUAUACAGCAGAACCCACGUGUGCAUAAAAAUCCACCGUAUACAGAACCCA